This is a messenger RNA of Rhipicephalus microplus (southern cattle tick), 8362 nucleotides long. Its product is annotated as polyisoprenoid diphosphate/phosphate phosphohydrolase PLPP6. The record is from RefSeq and is a predicted model, not a curated record. Lineage: Eukaryota; Metazoa; Arthropoda; Arachnida; Ixodida; Ixodidae. Gene Ontology annotation, molecular function: sphingosine-1-phosphate phosphatase activity.
UUUGUCGCUUGUUUUCUUUCUCCCCUCGGCUGCUCUCUGUGGAAUCUCUGUGAUCAUUUUGCUGAAGGUUGUGGGAAGUAUUUGAGGAGAGUGGCGGCUGAGCCAUGUCUAAUUGGAAACAGCACCCUGUGCUACUAAAUCUGAAGGCUGCUGAUGAGAACAUCUCAAGCGGCCUGUUCCUGGCUACAAACAACCAGUCACCUUUGGCACAGUACCGCUCUGUCAUGCAAAUGCUCGAGUACUCAGCACAUGGCAUCCCAUGGCUCUUGGGGACGUGCUCACUCAUUUGGUUCGUCACGGACCGAGAUUUGGAGGCAUUUUAUGUCAAUUUGCUGAUAGCGCUCGUGUUGGACCUCAUUGCUGUGGCCAUCAUUAAGGCUGUAGCUCGGCGGAAACGACCCGCAGUCAACGUGAACGACAUGUUCUUCACUGUAUCUGUUGACAACCACUCAUUUCCCUCGGGUCACGCAUCACGUGUUGUCUUCCUGGCAUGCCUGUUUCUCAACUACACAACAAUUAAUGUAGUCUUCAAGUUUGUCACAUUGGUGUGGAGCCUUUCUGUGCUUGCAUCACGAGUGCUGCUGGGACGGCAUUAUGUUGGUGAUGUUGUAGGUGGUGCCAUACUUGGACUGAUUGAGUAUGUCAUCAUUAUGAUCAUUUUUUGGAUGAGCACGGACAGUGCACUGUAUUUUGCAUCAUUCUUCACAACAUUUGACAUCCUGCACGGUGGCAUUAAAGAAGUAGAGGUUUGAACAAAGCUGGGGAGCUGCACGAGACAUUUGUUGAAGACAGCCCUAUUACUUAAUGCCACUUUUCUUGGUGCUCAAGGUACAGCUUAUAGGUUUUGCUGUGAUCAUGAUCUUCAUCAACAUUGUAGAUGUUUGGACUCCUCUUGGGAAGACUCGGUCUGAAAUUAAAGAAAUCUGUACAAAAAAGUGGUAGCAACAAAUUGUGCACCAGCGUAUAAAGAUUCCUAAAUCUUUUGCUAUGCUUUUUUUGCAAUUUGCAAUAACAUUGCAUUUAAAACGAAUUUGAAAGACCAUUGAAAUCAAUUUCUUCACUAAUAUGUCUCGACUUCUUACCAGCAUUGAGCAUGUAAAAAAACAACCCUGUUGCACAUAUCACACAGUGAUAACUGCACCUGCACAAUGUUACAGAAUGCUACAAAAACAGCCGAAGCUCAAAUAAUGUCGUGGCACCAUUAUUACCUAUGAAGCCACUUUCCUCGCUCUCAAAGAUGGCAUAUGUUUAGGAAGUCACAAGCCUCAGCUGUGCAUUCUAAGAUCAAAAUGGGAUGCAUAACAUGACAUGGCACAGCUAAAAUGCAAACUUUGGAUUUCUGUGAAGUUGCAGUGUAUAAACCUGCUGCUAGAACUGUGCCAUGCGGCACGAAAAGAAUAGAUUUAAAUGGACCCUGACUCAGUUUCAACGACUGUCUACGAAGCUACUGAGUCAACAGCAUAACUAUUUGCGAUCAUUAUUUGACUAAGUUAAGUUCUUUGUGUAAAGGGUGUAAUUUAUUAUAAGGCUUUAUAUGCAUCACUGCAGAUCACAGAAGUGACACCACAUGAAGCUGUCAGCUACCCUUCAGACAUGGUAUGAUUUUGCAUUGUCACUCGUGCAAUUGAUAUGAUUCACUACCACUGUGAUAUCAUGGGUAAAUUCUGAAACUUUAUCGUGAACAAAUGUUUUUCUUAGUGGUCUCUCUCGACAUGUCACUAUUUCUCACAUUUGAAAAAGAGUCGGAGAAGGAGAUUGUGUUGCACUUGGGAGCCUCUGACAGCCAGUCAGUGUCAUCGGCUUGUGUUGCAACAUGCUGAAAGCUUACAUAAGCUGCACCACUAGUUUUAAUUUCACAGUUUAUUUCUCAAGCACAAUGUGUCACGCUUGCUGCAGUAUGGGCUCUAAAUUUUGGAAGUGGCGACAUGUUGAACUGCAACAUGUCCCCAUGAGCUUGUGCAGUGCAACUGGCAAGUGCAAUGGUUGCAGUGCAUUAGUACAGUGAGCUCUGGGCCGCAUUUAGAAAUUAACCACCAGAGGAGACGUGAGGGAUCUAGAACAGCCGGUUUAGUUGUGGCACUUUUUGUUCAAGAGAUCAAGCAGACAAACACAAAGUGUGGCCUCCACAAUCUCCUAUGUGCCAACGGACGACUGCGAAAGGCUGCGCUUAGCCUUGACUGCUUGGCGAAAAAGUUAAGGGGGAAAUUCUCUUGGUACAACAUGUUUUAUUUAAUGGUGCAUAUGACUCACUCUAAUUGUAGUCGAACUGCUUUCGUAAUUUCAGCAAAGUAUUUUGGGACUCUUUGAUGACUAAAAAGAAAUAAAUUGGGCUGGAGUAAAAGGUAACAUUAGUCUACUAGAAGCCCAGCAUACCAUUGCCGGGGCGUAGGUGUUCUGCAAUUUUGCAAAAUUCUUAAUGUAAUGGGUGACAGCUUAUGCUGCAGAAAACUUCACUCCCUCUUUUGUCACAUUUGCUUGCUUCUAUCCUCACCAUUACUAAUUGCUUUUGAAGUUUCCUGUGAUAAACUGCCUCCCAAAAAGCACUUAAACAAAAUCUAGAAAACUGCACAUUUCGACAGUACCGUUGAGGCAUUCUGUAAAGGAGUGCACUGAAUCGGAAGAAUGGCUGAGCAUAGCAUGAUGUUGUUUAUUAAGAACAGUUCUCGUAAAUCAUAUCAUGUUUGUAGUUUACUGAAGAGUGCCACAGAAAACAUUAGAUGAGACUGUUAAACAGAUGGCAGAAGUUAACGACGUUAGGGCUAGUGGUACUGGAUAAUGAAAUGAAAAAAAAAACAGCGUUUAAGAGACAAGGAAAAGAAAGAAUGAUGGGUGUGGGGUGGGUGGUGCAAGCAUUUGCCACUUGUGGAAGAGCCCCAGCAUGCUUUUCAGGGAAACGAAGAACCAAGCUAUUGCUGCCUUCAGGAUUAGCUCAUAAAACAUUUAAGAUCGUGGCAGCAAAACCAUACUACACUCAACAAGAAGGCCAUGGUUCGCAUCAAAAGUGAGGCCCGCUUUCAGGGGUUCAGAAGAGAUUCGGCUUAUGAGGUAUUCAAAAGACAAGGUCUCUUUUAAAGAGAAUCCACUGUACAUUUGCGAAAACUGAGGUCUGAUCUUGCUGCAAGAAAAGAUGGAAAGCAUACUCAUCACUUUGUAGCAGGGAAUGAGCCUUCAGCGCGAAAAAUGCCUACACAUCCUUGGAUUUUUCACUUUCAGUAGUACUGCUUGUUUCAUUGAAACAAUGUCAUACAAUGGUGCUCGUAAACAUAAUCAGAUAUUCUAUUCUAAUUCCUUAUAGGGGAACUUCGUUGUCGUAAACUAAGACCCUGACAUUGUCACACACCUGCAUGUGCUCAUUCAAAUUGUAACUUGGUGUUCGUACUCGUUCAUUAGGAUUGUAGAACAUAGGCGUGCUGUCAUCUCGGACAGAUUUUUCAAAUCUUUAGGUCAUUCAUUUUUGAAUGCAAAACAGUGUUACUUACUUUGUAAAAGAUAACCCGUAUUAUCCUCAAAUCAUGAAACUGCAUUUAGGAAAAUACUCUCCUUCUAAGUACAGAAGCAACACUUCUGUUGAUUGAAAAUUGUAAAUAAUGCUUAACUUGGAAAACCUGUCUCAUACAGCAUUCUUACUGUGUUAAAAUGUGUAUUUAGCUUGUAAAAGCAACCUGGAAUGUACUUGAUACUUGGAACAGCGUCUCAAAAACUACUCAUAAUAAGGAAGAAAAAGAAAGCAACCAAAUUUUUGUUUAAAAUAUGCAAAGCCCAGAAAAAAAUGGCAUUAUGUAUGGGAGGGUUUCAUCUAAUAUUUAUUCAGCUGGUGUUCUGAACAGCUCAUUGGACAUUCCAGCUUUAAAGUUACAAUAAGUUGAAACUUGUAAUGCUAGCAACACAUAAAAACAUUCAUAAUUUUGUGCACUGUUUUUAUUGUGCUUUUAAAUAAAAUAUAAAAUUGUUAAUAGGGCCAAGAACUCAACCAGUCACACACAGCUGUAGCAUUGUAUCUGCAGUUUUUCUUGCUUGAAAAGGGCUAUGUUAUCAUGAAUGCAUGCUUCUCAUUGUAUGAUGUGGGUCUACCAACAUCAUUUAUUCAUCAGGUAGCUGCAUGCGCACAGCCGUAUUGAGCUUAGCUAUAGAGGAUCAAGUUUUCACACUGCUGCUGAAGUAAGGCACAGAGCAGAAUUUGUCUCAUGUUCACAUCAGGGGGCUUUUGCCACCUAAGUAUGUGGAUUCUUUUUGUCUUAAAAUAGGCUUUCACUAAUGAGACAAUAGUAAGAUGAGGCCAUGCCCUUGAUAGCAGACAGUUAGUUCUAAGUUCAUUGCAUACAUUAUUUCUGCCAUUUACUAUGCUUCAGCUUUUCUUGACUGAAAAUUUCAUUAACCAUGGAAAAAAUUGGAAAAUACUCUCUUCAGCUAUUAUCCGUGAAUAUGAUCGCAGUAGUAGUACUUAAUCACUCACUAGAGACAGUUAUAGUGCUGCCUUAAUGAUUUUUUUUCCUCGCAUAACAUUUUCCACAAGUGCCAGUAACAUGCAUACCCUGUACCUCUCAAUACUGCUCCCACCAACUUGAAUGGUUUUGAUUGUACAUUUUUAUAAUACUUGAAUGGCACCAUAGGACUGCUACUUCACCUUGAGCAACGAAACCACUUUCGUGCCUGUAGUUAGUGAAUAAAAUGCUAGGGCCAUCCUGUAUGUCUCGAUUUUUUUGGAGUUGCUUUGAUUUUAGAGCCCCCAUUGUUGAUAAAGGACUCAAAGUAACGCACAAGCAGCAGUCAUUUUGUUAUAUCAUUUACAUUUUUGUGCACUUGUUUCACAUUUAUGAAAUUGACAACUAUCUAGUUGUAGUUUUAUGGUGUGUACUUCCCACUUCAUAGUAACAAAGUGAGCUUUUUGUAUUGUUUGUUCUUAUUGUGCCCCUGUCUGCUUGUGUUACUAUGAAGACCUUGUACGAACAAGCCCAAAUUUCAACCACAUUAAAGUGCAUAUUUUGAGAGCAGUACUACGAUUCAUGAAAUAUGAGCCAGCUUUCAUUGUGCGGUUCCAUCUUUGUGUGUGUUUCCACUUUGCAACGCCGUUUUUCAAGUACAAAUGUGUCAUUGUGGCCUGACUCUCUGACUGGUUCCCCGAGGUCAUUUACGGUAGUUGCUUGAAAAAAGUUCUGCGUGAGCAUUUGUGCAUGCAAGACAUCACUGUUGACUGAUGCCUGCUUUGAUUGUCACUCGAGAGUCCACUUGCAUGAGAGGCCAUUGCAGUGGAAGCAGCUUUCUAGUUGUAGGAUAUGUUUUCUUGUCAAACAGCCAGUCUAUGUAAACUGACGUUCAGCAUGAAAAAGUGCCGCAUACUUUUUGGCAAUACUUCAGAGUCUAGCUAUGUAAAGAAACACUUAUAGCUAUUGCCAUCCACACAACUUGCGUAAAGCUAAAAGCUAUUAUUCAAGGAGAAGAGGCUGAGGCACACGUUUUUCAUUUCUAGUUCCAAGUGUACAUAAUAAAAAUGUCAACAUACAUAAACUGAAUUUCACAAGGGGAAAAAUAUUACUAAUAGCCCUUGGUGUUUUUUAAAAUUGUUUCUCGAAGUAAGGGUUUUUUUUUUUCACUCCCCACAUGGAAUGAUCAUUUCUGCUUUUAAGGCUUUGUUCAUGUUUUGUUAGAUAAUGUUCUUACUUUUCUUAUACACGCUGUGUACUAAUGGGCAUUGAACAUCAAUUGAAAACUAAUUGGCAAAUUGCAACUUCUGGUGUCAUGUGGGAAUCUGUUGGAUGGAUACUAGUUUUAUUUACUGAAUUAAUUUAUUUUACACAAAAUAUAGGUUGUAUUGUCAGUGAAACAUUGUGGAGAAAAUACCAGGCAUAUAAAAGGAGAAGAUAACAAAUAAGACUUCUUUUACCCAUGAACCUUUUGUUUAUUUAUAUACCUCUUCACUUGUGAAAUUGUUAUUGCAAGAGAACUUUUCUUUUAGAAUAAUACAUGAUUGCACACAUGCUGUAGACAAGCCUCCAGGUAGCUGAAAGUUCAUCAUUGUGCUAUGUGUUUGUUCACUAGUUGCAAUCAGUGCAAGUCAAAGAUUGUGAUUAGACGAGCCUUACUUCUCAAACCAAUUGAAUAGUCCAGGCUGUGGGUUCUCAAACAGUGUUCCGCCGAACCUGGGGGUUCUACUAAGGGUGUCUUAUGGUGUCGUGGGUAGCCAGAACAACUGCAACCCACCUCCGCUCUACCCCCAUCAGCACCUCUUUUUUGUUUUGUUUUUUUUUUUUUUAGAAAUGCAAAUUAGGGGGUUAGGGGUUCCGCAACACUCUUGAAAAGCCUUUGGGGUUCCCUAAAGCCAGAAAGUUUCAGAACCCCCCCCCCCCUGGCCUAGGCUGUGCUGGCCUUAAAGUACAGUUUUAACUGAAUGAGUUCCUUGUUUUGCACACUUUUCUUCACUGAUGUUGCAACUUUUACCUCGUGCCUGAAAGAGUGUUAUAAGAUCCACCACAUGAUUGUUGCUUCAGUUGCAAGUAACUAUUGCAUGAAGUGUAAUAUUUUGAUAUUAUACUUAUCUCCAUGGGGAUGUGCAUUGACUUUGUGUAUUGACGGGAAUAAUGAUGCAAAAAAUAAUCUCUUGUAUGGAAAAAGAAAGUUGUACCUAUUUGUAUAUAUAAAACAAAUUCAGACGUAUGUUUGAUUGUUUUGACAGACCGUAUACAACAUCUUGAUAUGGGUGUCUGUGACUGCUCUUACUUAAAAUUCAUGAAUGUUAUUACAAAAGCUUGUUCCUAAUUCGACAUACCGCUUGAACGUGUUGUCGUUUCAAUGUAGAUAUGAUUUUUUUUUAAUUUAUGCCAGAUGUUCCUUCUGAAAUAGCCAGCCAUGGUUAUUGCACAUGUAUGUUGGUUUCUUGGAGACUGUUAUGGGACACGAAUUUCGCUGGUGCCUGAGUAUACACAAUGUGAAUGCCAAUAGGCUCAACAUUAAAAGUUUGAAUACCUAGCAGGUUCAACACGCUUACAUUUGAAAGUGACUUGUAUGCACUGUAAUGUUAUUGGGACUUUAUUGCCGUGAAAAAGCAAGGUUGACCUUUUCUCGCUGUUAUUAACUUAACUGCAUGUGCCACAUAUGUUCAACUGUAAUCUAUUGCUAUUGUUAUGUAGUGAAAUGCAAAGACAUUUUAUGUGUACGCAGCCAGUGAGCAUGAGCAUAAUCUUCCACAUUGACAAAUGAGUUUCAUCACCUGACAACAUGACUAGAAGUACCGUAGUUGUGCAUGUUUGUGUCUUUGGUUAACAUGUACAGAAUGAGCUCUAUGCCAGCCCACUAAUACUGAGUAGGUGGAUAUGCAAAGGGAAGAGUUAAGAAUUCUCUCCAUAGUGUCAUAAAUAAAUAUUUUCAGAGUAAUGAAUAAAUUAUAUAAGGUUAAAAUAACAAAGCUUGGUAAGAAGACAUACUUUUCAAACAGUGUUGGAGCAGGACAGGAACAGUGAUGUGUACCCUUAAUUUCUUUCCCAUUUUUUUUGCUCUUAGCGGUACUUAUACAGUAGACUCUCAGUAAAGGGAAAUUUGUUAAACAGAACUACUGCUGAAACGGAACUAUUAUUUCUGCAAUGCUUGGUUUCGGGCUUGCAUUCUUCACCCAUGUUCACCUCUCAAUAAACGGAACUCCUGUUAAAUGGAACAUAUUUUCCCGGUCCCUUCAGGUUCUGUUCACUGAGAGUCUACUGUAUAUAAAUAUAUGUAAUAAGAGCAUAAUAGUGUGCAAUUCUUCUUUAAAAAGAAUUCUGGCACACUGUUUCUAUCUUGUCAGCAGCAAAUAUACUUUCAGCAAACACCAAUGUUUUAGUCGCAUGUCUGUGCUGAAGGAGAUGCAUACAACUGUGAUAACGAUUGUUUUUCUCUCAAAAGGCCUGGGUUUUUGUGGUUGAAUGUUUCUGGCUGGAUGUGUUUCUUGUUUAUUUGGGAAUAUACUUGUAUGUAAAUAGAUUCUUAUUGUUGUCUUAGCAAACAAAGCUUGAGAUCACAGAAAUUUCUCCCGUGUAUUUUUAACGUACGAUAUUGUUAUACUAACAGUCAUUCUCCAGAGUGAAAAAUGUAGCCUGAUGUGGUGGCCAGCACUGGCAGUCACAGCCAGUGAUUGUGGUGAGUGAGCACUGCAGGACUAUGUUAUCCCUGUCGAGUUUUGUGUGAGUAGAUGUGUGAUACAAAGGCAUGCUUCUUUUACAAACUUGUGUAUAUGUCGAACCCUUUUGUGUAGGGCAUUUCUUUAGAAUGUUGAGCUUUAUUGUGUGACGUGCUGAACUAAAGUACCUCAAUUACAGGAGUGUGUUACUUAGUCCUGCCUUAGCACCUACUUAAAACAAUAAAAUGGAUGUUUUUGUCCUGUUUGUAGCUUGCA